Gordionus sp. m RMFG-2023 is the source of this 1377-nucleotide messenger RNA. Its product is annotated as hsp90 co-chaperone Cdc37-like. Lineage: Eukaryota; Metazoa; Nematomorpha; Gordioida; Chordodea; Parachordodidae. Gene Ontology annotation, cellular component: cytoplasm. Gene Ontology annotation, molecular function: protein-folding chaperone binding; protein kinase binding; heat shock protein binding. The record is from RefSeq and is a predicted model, not a curated record. The transcript is spliced from 9 exons. Gene Ontology annotation, biological process: protein folding; protein stabilization. The coding region runs from base 44 to 1168 and encodes 374 amino acids.
AUUAUUUGACGCAUUCAUUAAAAUUUAAAAAGUUUCUCUUCAGAUGUCGAGUAUUGAUUAUAGUAAAUGGAAAGAUAUUGAAAUAUCAGAUGAUGAAGAUGAUACACAUCCCAAUAUAGAUACACCUAGCUUAUUUAGAUGGAGACAUCAAGCAAGAGUUCAAAGAAUGGAAGAGUCGGAAAAAGAAAAAGAAAAUUAUAGUAUAGCUGUUAAAGAAAAUAAUAAAAAAAAAUUAGAAAUACAAGAUAAAAUGAAAGACAUAGAAGCCAAGCAAUUAAACGACCAAGAAAACAAUAAUAAAAAUCUACUGGAAGAUUUAGCAAAAAAAUUAAAGAAUAUUGAAGAUGAGGGGCAUAUGCUAAAACAAAAAUGUGAAGAGUUAGAGAAAAAAGAAAAGUUAGCCCCAUGGAAUGUAGAUACAAUAAGUAAAGAAGGAUUUACCAAAACAAUUAUUAACAAACCAAUUCCAAAAGAAGAUAAAUACAAUUCUCUUAGUGAAGAUGAAAAGGCCAAAAUUCAAGUUCAGUUCAACAAGGAACAUAUGAAGGAAUUAAAAACGUUGGGUUUGCUGCACAGAUGGGAUGACACUAAAGCUUACCUAACAGAACAUCCAGAGCUAGUUUGUGAAGAAACAUCCAAUUUUUUUGUCAUUUGGUGCAUAGAUCUAGAAGUUGAAGAAAAACACGAAUUGAUGGCGCACGUUGCUCAUCAAACCAUUACCAUGCAAUAUUUGCUUGAGCUGGCCAAGAAGUUAGAGGUCAACCCAAAAGCGGUUGUGAGUUCCUUCUUUACCAAGAUAAAGUUGGCUGAUAAAGAAUACAUGGAUACCUUUAACGAUGAAUUAGAAGCCUUCAAGCAAAGAGUCAAAGAUCGAGCUAGAAUUAGGAUAGAAAAGGCUAUAAAAGAAUUGGAAGAGGAAGAAAGACAAAAGCGUUUGGGACCUGGUGGGCUUGAUCCGGUAGAAGUAAUGGAGCAGUUACCCAAGGAAAUGCAAGAAUGUUUCGAAAAACAGGAUACACAGUUGCUAAAAAAAUUUCUUCCUACCAUCGAAAGGGCCGAAGCCGAACGACUUAUGAAAUUAUGCGUUGAUUCGGGAUUAUGGGUGCCAGAUGCCAAUCAAGCCAAACCAAAAGCAGAAGAUUCUGGUGAUGCCGAAAAAGAACCUUAAAAAUCUAAUCCAUUUUAAUUUAUAAAACAAAUUAUAUUAUUACCACAAUGAAGGACAUAUAAAUUAUUUUUUCUAUAUUACAUUGUUUUUAAAAAAACUUAUCUCAAAUGAAAUAAGAAUAUGAUUACUUUUUUAGUUUUUUUUGUAAAUAAAAAUGCUUUACUUGUAAACAAAUCUCAAAAAUAUUGAUAAAAUUAAACAAUGUUAGA